This is a messenger RNA of Bipolaris oryzae ATCC 44560, 1260 nucleotides long. RefSeq lists its product as uncharacterized. Gene Ontology annotation, biological process: 'de novo' NAD+ biosynthetic process from L-tryptophan. The transcript is spliced from 2 exons. Lineage: Eukaryota; Fungi; Ascomycota; Dothideomycetes; Pleosporales; Pleosporaceae. Gene Ontology annotation, cellular component: cytoplasm. The coding region runs from base 1 to 1260 and encodes 419 amino acids. Gene Ontology annotation, molecular function: heme binding; indoleamine 2,3-dioxygenase activity; metal ion binding. The record is from RefSeq and is a predicted model, not a curated record.
AUGAGUCCUCACAAAAUCUUUAGUCUACCGUGCACUUCUGCACUACCGGAGUACGGCAUAUCUCAAAAUGGCUUUCUUCCGGCUGAGCCGCCGUUGUCCCGAUUACCACAAGACUACUACCGCCCAUGGGAACAGAUCAUAGAGAAACUUCCUCUACUUAUCGAGACUCAGCAAAUACGGCAAUGGGUUGACGAGUUGCCGAUUCUCGAAGUAUCUCAGCUAGACAGUGAAGCAGAAUGGCAAAGGGCCCACUCGAUGCUAGCUGUCAUGGCUCAAGGAUACAUCUGGACAGGACCUGAACCAUCAGAGCGACUACCUCCUGCAAUUACCAUCCCUUUCCUUCGGACGGCCGAGCACCUUGAAGUACAUCCCGUCGCUACAUAUGCAGCACUGAACCUAUGGAACUGGAGACCAUUAACCAACAACGCCGACUUAACUCAGCCGGAAAACAUGGUUGCUCUCUAUACAGCUACUGGCAGUGAUGAUGAAUCAUGGUUCUUCAUCAUCUCAAAUGCAAUGGAGGCAAGGGCCGGUCCACUGAUCGAGACCAUGCUCGGUGCGAUCGAAGCCGUCACAAAGGAUGACGUUGCAACAGUAGUGCAUGCUCUGCAGUACUUUAAGAGAGGUGUGGAUAGUAUCGGACAACUUCUAGAACGUAUGGAUGAACGAUGUGAUCCUCACGUGUUCUACCACACCAUCAGGCCAUUUCUGGCCGGCAGCAUGAACAUGGCGGCUGCUGGUCUGCCAAAUGGUGUCUUUUAUGAUGAAGGCAAUGGCAAGGGCACAUGGCGAGCGUACCGAGGUGGCUCCAAUGGGCAGUCUUCCCUGCUCCAGUUCUUCGACGCUGUGCUCUCGGUAGACCAUUCAAGAAGUGGCGGUUUCCACGCGGAGAUGCGCGGAUACAUGCCCGGCCCCCACGCUCGGUUCCUGGAUGACGUUGAAGCGAUUGCGAAUAUUCGGAGCUAUGUAAAUAGCCACCAAGAGAACGAUGUGCUUCUUUCAGCGUUCAACGCAGCCGUUGCAGCACUCAGUGGCUUCCGCGAUAAACACAUUGCUCUUGUAACGAGGUACAUCAUCAUACCAAGUCAUUCGGCCAAGCCUGCAAACCAUGUGAAGAGGAGAGACAUCGCUUCUGCCUCUACAGAGCUUGUCGCAGAAAAGCCAAAGACACAAGAGCUGGUUGGUACCGGAGGCACUAAGUUGAUUCCCUUCCUGCGAACGUCAAGAGACGAAACCAGCGAAACAAAAGUCGUACAUUGA